Molecule: messenger RNA, 2471 nt
Organism: Aegilops tauschii subsp. strangulata
Lineage: Eukaryota; Viridiplantae; Streptophyta; Magnoliopsida; Poales; Poaceae
Molecular function (GO): nucleic acid binding; zinc ion binding
Source: RefSeq, a predicted model, not a curated record
UGUUAUUUUUAUGACCAACGUUGUUAAUAACAUGAUCAUGUUUUAUUAUUGAAAUUUAAAGGUGCAUUUAUUUCUAAUUUUUGCCCAACGGUAAUAUAGAUUUAAUUGCAUAGACAAUUAUAUGUUUAAUUUGACCAACGUUAGAUUAAUACAUAUGAUUGUUUUAUUGAUGUCACUUAAAUUGUAAUUUCAGAAGGCUUUCACUUGAUGAGUUUCCUAAAAGAAGUUCCGACACUCAGAGGUGACAACCACACUGAGUGGAGGAAGAAAGUUGAACUGGCGUUUGUUUGUGCUGAUCUUGACUGGGUUGUGGAGAAACCACAGCCGGUCAGACCCACAGAGCCAGUAAGAGAGGCUAGUGAUGAUGAUGCUGCAUGGGCUAAAAAGAAAGGGGACUAUGCUCUUUUGGAGCAGUCCUACCUCAUAGAUAAUCAAAAGUGGGUUAAUGCAAAUAAAAAAUGCAUGGCCUUUAUAAAGAACACCAUUGAGAGCGCCAUUGUGGGCUCCAUUGCAGAGUGCACUUCUGCAGGGGAGUUGCUCUCAAAGAUAAAGAGCCAGUUCACUGGCUCUUCAAAGAUAUAUGCCACCCAGGUGUUAGAGCAACUGGUGACAGAAAAAUACACAGGUGGUAGUCAUGGCAUAAGAGAGCACAUCCUCAGGAUGAGCAAUAUGGCAGCAAAGCUCAAACCCAUGGAUGCGGAUCUGGAGAUCAAACCAGCGCUCCUGGUCCACCUUGUCAUGGCUUCAUUGCCGAAGGAGUUUGAAGCUUUUGUUGUGAACUAUAAUAUGUCACCUGGAACAUGGGACGUUGAAAAGACAAUAGCAAUGUGUGUUCAAGAAGAGGAGAGACUCAAAGCCUCACAUGGUGGUACACUCAACUAUGUGCAGGGUCACAAAAGAAAGAAUUACAAUCUAAACAACAAAAGUUCUCCUUCAAAGCCACAAGGAAAAGUUUCCUAUCAGCAUCAGCGUCAGCAACAGCCUUUCUCAGUGGACAAAGACACUUGUCUCCACUGUAAGAAGACCGGGCAUUACAAGAAAGACUGUCCUGUUUGGCUAAAGUCGAUCAUGGCAAAAAGAGGGAUUCCAUUCGACGCGGACUACGCUAAGAAGCGAAAGAUGCAUUGAAGUGGCGAACGGAGUCGAAGCAGAAGUUGAAGCUGUCGGUGAUAUCUCCUUGGAGUUAGCUGAUGGAUUCAAUCUUCUACUUAGAGAUGUUUUAUUUGUUCCAUCAUGUCAUAGAAACUUAAUAAGUGUUUCUUGCUUGGACAAAGAUAAUUAUGAGUGUUAUUUUGGACAUGGCAAGUGUGCCAUUUGGUUAAAUAAUGCUUAUGUGGGUGAUGCUUUACUACAUGAUGAGCUUUAUUUGUUAUCACUUCGUGAAAAAGUUUAUUCCGUUUGCAAUGUGAAAGAACAUGUUUCCGCGUCGAAUAAAGAACAAAAGAAAAGAAAAAGAACAUUCGACUCAUCGAAAUUAUGGCACUGUCGCUUGGGCCAUAUUUCGAAGGGGAGAAUAGAAAGAUUAGUCAAAAGUGAAAUUCUUCCUCCGUUAGAAUUUUCAGACUUAGAACAAUGCAUAGAUUGCGUUAAAGGAAAGUACGUAAAACAAAUCAAAAAAGGUGCAAUCCAUAGCACAGGCACACUAGAAAUCAUUCACAUUGAUAUUUGUGGACCAUUUCCGGUGAAAAGUGUGGAUGGAUAUGACUCGUUCAUCACAUUCACAAAUGAUUACUCUCGUUAUGGUUAUAUUUAUCCAAUCAAAGAAAGAUCGGAAGCGUUGGAUAAAUUUAAAAUAUUCAAAGCUGAAGUUGAAAAUCAGCACGAUAAAAGAAUAAAGAUAGUAAGGUCCGACCGUGGGGGAGAGUACUACGGUCGACACACUCCAUAUGGCCAAGUCCCUGGACCUUUUGCGAAGUUCUUGCAGGAGACUGGCAUAGUAGCCCAGUAUUCAAUGCCGGGCGAGCCUCAGCAAAAUGGAGUAGCUGAAAGGCGCAACCGUACCCUUAUGGAUAUGGUGCGCAGCAUGAUGAGUUAUUCCAACUUGCCAUUGGGAUUAUGGAUGGAGGCGCUUAAAACCGCCAUUCACAUUCUCAAUAGAGUACCAAGCAAGUCGGUGCCCAAAACACCGUACGAGCUAUGGACAGGAAGGAUGCCCUCCCUACAACACUUCAGGGUGUGGGGGUGCCCUGCUGAGGCCAAAAUGUUUAAUCCAAACAUUGCAAAGUUAGAUCCCAAAACAGUAAGUUGUCACUUCAUUGGCUAUCCAGACAGAGCAAAAGGUUUUCGUUUCUACUGCCCUGACAGAUAUACAAAGUUUGUAGAAACGAGACAUGCAGUCUUCUUAGAGGACGAAAUGAUGAGGGGGAGCUUGGUAGCUCGGAAAAUUGAUCUUGAGGAGAAGAGGGUGCAUGCACCUAAUCCGAUGAUUCAGGAGCCAUUUUUCUCACUACCAGUUGCAACUCCACCCAUGA